Messenger RNA from Homalodisca vitripennis (glassy-winged sharpshooter), 3625 nucleotides. RefSeq names its product DNA replication ATP-dependent helicase/nuclease DNA2 (gene Dna2). The record is from RefSeq and is a predicted model, not a curated record. The transcript is spliced from 17 exons. Gene Ontology annotation, cellular component: cytoplasm. NCBI's taxonomy places the organism in Eukaryota, Metazoa, Arthropoda, Insecta, Hemiptera, Cicadellidae. Gene Ontology annotation, biological process: replication fork reversal. The annotation marks the transcript as partial. Gene Ontology annotation, molecular function: single-stranded DNA helicase activity; 5'-flap endonuclease activity.
AAUGAUAAAAUAACCUCCUUUAAUAGUAUUGAACAUGAAGGUGAAGUACACUCCAUUUCCGUAGCUAAAAAUAAUGAGCUUAUUGGAUCUGAGGGAGAUAAACAUUUUUUUGAAGAGUCGAGUUCUGUUAUUAACAAUUCAGUUUCUACAAAGAAGGGCAUAUUUGAAGUAAAUCAGAAUCAACCCCAAUUCUGUGAACCUGAAGAUAUUAGUACAAGUUUUUUUGAGGAUUUAAGCUUUGAUGAAUCUAAUUUUAAAGAACCUAUAAAGUUGGACAAUGGCAGACGCUGCAAGGUGAUUGCAGUAGAAAAGCUGGAGGCUUGCGGAGAGGUUGUCCUAACUCUUCAACCUUGUGACUCUAUCUCUGGAGAGACAGCUGUAUGUGUCCUCAGGGGCUCUUGGACAUCCACAGUGGUGAGGGAGGGUGAUGUGGUGAGUGUAACAGCCACCCAGAUGAGCAACCAGCCCGGCUGUUGGGUGGUGGACAACGACGCCGGGAUGCUGACCACCCACCCCGACACACUGGUCUCCGGCACAACCAUUGUCGGUUCACUGUUCUGCACGCGGCGCUCUGUGCUCUCGGACAUGUACCGGGGCAUGGACGCCGAUUCUUCCAUCAUGGUCAUGGGCAGUUUCCUUCACCAGCUUCUCCAGGAGGUGCUGAAAAGAAAGGUUUCCUCACUGGAAGGAAUUAACGGAGUUUUAAGUGAAUUUGUCUCAUCCCGCCACUUCAUCUUCAGCUUAUAUUCUUCAGGGAUGCCUCUUGAUGAAACAAAAGAAUCUCUUAGUGAAUUUGUUCCCAAGAUUCAUGCAUUUGUUCAGAAAUAUAUCAAUAACAGCAGUGCAGUUACUCAACCAACCAAUUGGAACAGUAAAGAAUCAUGGAGUGGGACCAUCACAGAUGUGGCAGACAUUGAAGAAAACAUCUGGACUCCCAAAUUGGGAAUUAAAGGAAAAGUAGAUGUCACAGUCAAAACACAUAAACAAAACAUCAAAAAGGUGAUGCCUCUGGAACUGAAGACAGGUAGAGCAUCAUUCUCAGCUGAACAUAGAGGCCAGGUGAUCCUCUACACCAUGAUGAUGUCAGAACUGGGGCAGACCGUGGACUCGGGGCUCCUGCUCUAUCUUAGGGAAGGGGUGAUGAAGGAGGUGAAGGUUGGGGUGGCGGAACGUCGGGAUCUGAUGUUGCUGCGCAAUCAGCUUGUGAGCGAAUUGCGAGCUAGCCAUCGCGUUGUCGUAGCUGACAACCAUCAGGUAGCACCACCCUCCCUGCCGCACCCCAUUAACCAUCACUCUGCCUGUGCCAAGUGUCCCUACCUCACCCUGUGUUCGUCUGCUCUCAGAGUGAGUGGAUCCGAAGAGUUGUCGAACACAAAUCCGUUGCAAGGCCUCUCCGUAGCGAGCACUGCUCACCUACAGAUGGAGCACAUGCUGUAUGUGUUCCACUGGACAGGCCUACUGAGGUUAGAGCACACAGAUAAUCAGCUACGGAGUCCAGCUCUGCACGAUAUUUGGACACUGCCUCCUGCCGAAAGAAGGAAGAGAGGCACUUGUGUCCCAGAAGUGCGGCUGGUGGGAGAGGUGACAGAGGUUACCGUAGGGAGUUAUGAGCAUGUCUUUGAGUGGGACUGUGAGGGUGGCUGCCCCCUGGCGGAGGGAGACUAUGUCAUUGUAAGCUCUCAGUCUCGACCUGCCGUCGCCGCCGGGCCUGUCCGACAUCUAGCAGAGUGCCAGCUCACGUUGCAUCUGGAGAGAGAUCUCAGUGUCCAACAGAAGGAGGACAUGGUUUGGCACUUGGACAGAUACGAGUCACAGAGUGGCCUGGUGUUCAACAUGACCAACCUGGGCAGUCUCCUGGAUAAUACAGAGCAGGCUGGCAGAUUGCGGAAAGCUGUCAUAGAUCUGGAAGUGCCCUCAUUCAACCCUAAGCUAAGUUCCAGAGUGUUGAAGGCCAGUGUGGAUGUGAUGGCUCUACUGAAUGACCAACAGAAAAAGGCCAUCUUCAGGACCUUGGCGGCUGAGCACUACAUCCUCAUCAAGGGCAUGCCAGGCACAGGUAAGACCGCCACGGUGGUAGCUCUGGUGCAAUUGGCCGUAAGACUUGGACUCUCUGUGUUGAUUACCAGUCACACGCACUCUGCAGUGGACAAUGUGCUGCUGAAACUGAGAGGGCUGGUGGACUUCCUACGACUAGGCGCCGUACACAAGCUACACCCCGAGCUGACCGACUAUGGGGAGUCACGCCAAGUAUUCUCAUCUCCUCAGGAGAUGCAGGCUUUCUAUGACUCCAAGAAUGUGGUAGCAGUGACAUGUCUGGGAUCAUCACAUCCUCUCCUCACUCGCAGACAAUUUGACCUGUGUAUUGUGGACGAGAGCGGACAAGUGCUGCAGCCCACUGUUCUACGACCUCUGUUUUCUGCCCGCAAGUUUGUACUCAUCGGAGAUCCGGAACAGCUGCCUCCGUUGGUUAGAAGUACAAAAGCAAAGGAGCUUGGACUCGGACAGAGCUUGUUCGCUCGGCUCGACCGCCCGGCUGUGACCUCAGAGCUGAGUCUGCAGUACCGCAUGAACCAGCGGAUAACCGAUCUUGCCAACACGUUGACUUACAACGGGCGGUUACAGUGUGGCAGCCCUGAAGUUGCCUCCGCCACCCUCUCUCUUCCUAAACCAUUGGUGGACCAGCCAGAUUGGGUGAGUCGAGCACUUGGGAGCUCCUUGGACCAAGCUGUGAUCGUACUUGACACGGGAAAGACAGAAGCGGUGGACUGUACCAAUGUAGCAGAGGCCGAAAUUGUCCUUAAAAUAGUGACAGCCCUUGGUCAGGGUGGAGUGGCGGGGGAGCGUGUAGGUGUGAUCGCACCCUACCGAGCUCAGGUGGAGCUGCUACGCAAGCGUACUGCGUGUCUCACAGGCUCCAGUCGCAUCGAGGUGAAUACCGUGGACCAGUACCAGGGUCGUGACAAGGACGUCAUUCUGUAUUCUUGCACCCGCUCCAGGAAACCGACUGAGUCUGACAUUCUUGGAGACAAAAACCGGUUGACGGUGGCCAUUACGCGAGCUCGCCACAAACUGAUCAUCAUAGGAAACCUCAGCUUGCUGCGAGACUACAAACUGUUUUCUUCACUCUUCAGAUCCGUCUCAGACGACUGUAUCAUUCCAGUUUCCUGACAAUCGAUCUCCAGAAUUCCACUUAUAGUAUCAACCAUCUCAUUGAAUAUCACUUUUGAAAUGAGACGAUUCUCCGGUCACAAAAUCACAUCUAAUUGGGAUGGUAUUUUAUUCACUUUUGUUUGUCGUAUAAAGCUUGAUUUUGGGGGCCUUAAUUGUUAAUGUGAGUAGAUGAAGGAUAUAACAAAAUAUAUAUUUAACCAGAUUCUAAACUAUCAAUCAGGCUGUAACCUUUAAAAAAUAUUGAUAGACUGUAUGGAAAAUAAAUAGAUCUGAGAUUGAUUAAAUAAAGACUGGAUACAUUUUUUUCACAUGCUGCAAAUCAUAAACGUAUUAAGGAUUUGAGCAUUGUGAGGGAAAAUAAAUCAAAUUGACAAGUGUAUAACACAAUUACCAUUAUUCUGUCAUUUGUUCGUUGAUUUUCUCUCUAGAGCAUCUCAAGAUUUUCACUCUUAUU